Chelonoidis abingdonii (Abingdon island giant tortoise) is the source of this 1455-nucleotide messenger RNA. Lineage: Eukaryota; Metazoa; Chordata; Testudines; Testudinidae. The record is from RefSeq and is a predicted model, not a curated record.
AUGACUACAUUGAUCAAAUCAAUCGCUAUCCCAUUUGUUUAUAUCAUCGGGAAAUGGCUUUGGGAUGGUUUUACUGUCACUGUACAUGUUGAUCCUGCAGUUGCCUUGGUUGGAAAAGUUGUGAUGUUGUCCUGCCAGCCCAUAGGCCACAACCCUGCUAAGAUUCAAGUGCAUUGGUAUAAAUGGGAAAGGAGUAAAAAUACGACAUUAUAUUUUUACAAUAACACAGAAAAUGGUACUGAGCUGGGCUGGGCUGGGGACCAGCACAGAAGUGAUGCUCCCAGAGGACGAUAUGAGAAUGGAGUCAUUAGAGUGAAGCUCUUUCCAGUGCAAGUAGAAGAUAGUGGGCAGUAUGUGUGUGCGGUGACAAGCAAUGGUGUCUAUCAAGAAGCUAUCGCCCAGGUGAUUGUUGCAGGUUUUGGAUCUGCACCUCGCCUAACUAUAGAACAUCAGCAGAAUAAUUCAAUCACUCUGAGGUGUUCGUCCCAAGGUUGGUACCCACAACCUGAAGUAUGCUGGACUGACAGCACGGGACAAAAUAUAACUGCUAUGGCUGAAACAAGAAUCCAAAAAGAUGUGACAGAUCUGUAUCAAAUCCACAGUACGCUCAGGGUAGCAGAUAUUGCUUCUGACACUAUCUUAUGCACUAUAAGAAAUCCCUUGCUGAAGAGGCACCUCAAAAAAGUUAUUGCAAUUUCUGGUUUCUUUGAUCUGGAGGCAGAACAUGACAUAAUUACCACUGUAAUUGGAGAAAAUGCCAUUCUUCCCUGCCGGCUGAUUAUGAAAUAUCUGCCCCAUAGCAUGGAGUUGCAAUGGAGGAAAGUUGGACCUGGAAAGGAUAAGAUAAUCUAUUUCUAUCUCUAUGAUGAAAGCAGCCCCCUGGUUAAUUCUUAUUCACAGAGUGACAAAUGCCCAACAAGCUAUUUGUCUCCAAAUGGAGACAAUAGCAGAGAAUGGCUCAGGAAGGAAUAUGAAAAAAAGGCAGAAGUUUUUAAAGGAAAAGAGUUUGGGAAAGGAAAUAUUUCUCUGAAACUGAACAAUAUUCAGGUGGAAGAUGAAGGGAAAUAUGUAUGUUCUGCCUCAGCCAACUUGUUUCACAGAGAGAUCAUCAUUGAAGUCUUGGUUAUAGGAGUAAGGAAUGAAACUUCUUUACAAAUGAAUCAGCAGAAAGUUUGCCAAUAUGAAUGUAAAUGGAAAGGGUGGUAUCCAAAGCCCAUGGUCUUCUGGAAAAAUCACAAAGGACAAAGCAUAAACUCAUUGACUGAGACAACAGAAGUGCAGGACGAGCAGAAUCUUUUCACGGUAGCAAGCACCAUUGCAGUUUCAUGUGGUACUCCCGAGGUUACCUGUGCCAUCAUCAACACAGAAUCAGAGAUGAUUCAACAAUCCACUGCUCAACACUUUGUGACUGGUCCAGUUGGCGAUGCACAUAGCAGAGGGGCAUUGCUGGCAUAA